UGAGGAGCAAGAUGAGAUGUGGCCCCGCUGCCUGUGAGGGCCCGGGAUGGCACUCUCAGUGGCAGGGCUCAUUGUCUUCUCCCUCCUGCAAACCGUCCUCUCUUUGAACCCUGAGGACCCCAACGUAUGCAGCCACUGGGAGAGCUAUGCCGUGACUGUCCAAGAAUCCUACGCUCACCCCUUCGACCAGAUCUACUACACACGGUGCACAGACAUCCUCAACUGGUUCAAGUGCACCAGGCACCGGAUCAGCUAUAAGACGGCGUAUCGGCGCGGCCUCCGCACCAUGUACCGGCGGAGGUCCCAGUGCUGCCCUGGCUACUAUGAGAACGGAGACUUCUGCAUACCCCUGUGUACGGAGGAGUGUGUGCACGGCCGCUGUGUUUCCCCGGACACCUGCCACUGUGAGCCCGGCUGGGGAGGACCCGACUGCUCCAGCGGCUGCGACAGUGACCACUGGGGCCCCCAUUGCAGCAACCGGUGCCAGUGCCAGAACGGUGCCCUGUGCAACCCCAUCACUGGCGCCUGCGUGUGCGCCGCUGGCUUCCGUGGCUGGCGCUGCGAGGAGCUCUGUGCGCCUGGCACCCACGGCAAGGGCUGCCAGCUGCCGUGUCAGUGCCGACAUGGUGCCAGCUGUGACCCCCGCACCGGCGAGUGCCUUUGUGCGCCUGGCUACACUGGUGUCUACUGCGAGGAGCUGUGCCCACCUGGGAGCCACGGGGCUCACUGUGAGCUGCGCUGCCCGUGCCAGAAUGGGGGCACCUGCCACCACAUCACUGGCGAGUGUGCCUGCCCCCCAGGCUGGACGGGAGCAGUGUGUGCCCAGCCUUGCCCACCAGGGACGUUUGGCCAGAAUUGCAGCCAGGACUGUCCUUGCCACCAUGGAGGACAGUGUGACCACGUGACUGGGCAGUGCCACUGCACAUCAGGAUACAUGGGGGACAGGUGCCAAGAGGAAUGCCCCUUCGGGACUUUCGGCUUCCAGUGCUCACAGCGCUGCGACUGCCACAAUGGGGGUCAGUGCUCACCCACCACCGGUGCCUGUGAGUGUGAGCCUGGCUACAAAGGCCCACGCUGCCAGGAGCGGCUGUGCCCCGAGGGCCUGCACGGCCCAGGCUGCACCUUGCCCUGCCCCUGUGAUGCCGACAACAGCAUCAGCUGCCACCCAGUAACUGGAGUUUGCACCUGCCAGCCAGGCUGGUCUGGCCACCACUGCAACGAGUCCUGCCCCGCUGGCUACUAUGGCGAUGGCUGCCAGCUGUCUUGUGCCUGUCAGAAUGGUGCCGACUGCCACAGCAUCACUGGGAGCUGCACUUGUGCCCCAGGCUUCAUGGGAGAGAUCUGUGCAAUUCCCUGUGCGGCAGGGACCUAUGGCCCCAACUGUUCAUCUGUUUGUAGCUGUAACAACGGUGGCACCUGCUCCCCAGUAGAUGGCUCCUGCACCUGCAAGGAAGGGUGGCAGGGCCUCGACUGCACCCUGCCCUGUCCCAGCGGGACAUGGGGCCUAAACUGCAACGAGAGCUGCACCUGUGCCAAUGGGGCGGCCUGCAGCCCCACAGACGGCUCCUGCUCCUGCACCCCCGGCUGGCUGGGAGACACCUGUGAGCUGCCCUGCCCGGAUGGCACAUUUGGGCCAAACUGCAGUGAGCGCUGUGACUGCAGCCACGCUGAUGGCUGUGAUCCUGUCACAGGCCACUGCUGCUGCCUGGCUGGAUGGACAGGCAUCCGCUGUGACAGCACGUGUCCACCUGGUCGCUGGGGCCCCAACUGCUCCAUCUCCUGCAGCUGCGAGAACGGUGGCUCCUGCUCCCCAGAGGAUGGGAGCUGCGAGUGUGCCCCUGGCUUCCGAGGACCCUUAUGCCAGAGAAUCUGCCCCCCUGGGUUCUAUGGCCACAGCUGCGCCCAGCCGUGUCCCCUCUGUGUGCACAGCAGUGGGCCUUGCCACCACGUCAGCGGCACCUGUGAGUGCCUCCCCGGAUUCUCUGGAGCCCUCUGCAACCAAGUGUGUGCUGGAGGGUACUUUGGGCAGGACUGUGCCCAGCUCUGCUCCUGUGCCAACAAUGGGACCUGCAGCCCCAUCGAUGGCUCCUGCCAGUGCUUCCCUGGAUGGAUUGGCAAGGACUGCUCACAGGCUUGCCCACCUGGGUUCUGGGGCCCCGCUUGCUUCCACACAUGCAGCUGCCACAACGGGGCGCACUGCAGCGCAGAGGAUGGGGCCUGCCGCUGCACGCCAGGCUGGACCGGACUCUUCUGCACGCAGCGCUGCCCAGCAGCGUUUUAUGGGAAGGACUGUGGGCAUGUGUGCCAGUGUCAGAAUGGCGCCAGCUGUGACCACAUCAGCGGCAAGUGCACCUGCCGCACAGGCUUCACCGGGAGACACUGCGAGCAGAGAUGUGCCCCAGGAACCUUUGGCUAUGGGUGUCAGCAGCUAUGUGAGUGCAUGAACAAUGCCACCUGUGACCACGUCACCGGCACCUGUUAUUGCAGCUCUGGAUUCAAAGGAAUCAGGUGUGACCAAGCUGCCCUCAUGAUGGAGGAGCUGAAUCCCUACACCAAGAUCAGCCCAGCUUUGGGUGCAGAGCGGCACUCGGUGGGUGCUGUCACAGGCAUCGUCCUCCUGUUGUUCCUCAUUAUGGUGCUGCUGGGCCUGUUCGCCUGGCGCCGACGAAGGCAGAAAGAGAAGGGCCGUGACCUGGCUCCCCGUGUCUCCUACACACCUGCCAUGAGGAUGACCAGCACUGACUACUCCCUCUCAGAUUUGUCUCAAAGUAGCAGCCAUGCCCAGUGCUUUUCCAAUUCCAGCUACCACGCACUGGUAUGCGGGGGGCCUGCCACCAGCCAGGCCAGCACUCUGGACAGGAACAGCCCCACAAAGCUCAGUAACAAGUCCCUUGACAGAGACACAGCAGGCUGGACCCCUUACAGCUAUGUGAACGUGUUAGACUCCCAUUUCCAGAUCAGUGCCCUGGAGGCCAGGUACCCGCCCGAGGACUUCUACAUUGAACUUAGACAUCUCAGCCGCCCCGCUGAGCCACACUCACCAGGUGCUUGUGGAAUGGAUAGACGUCAAAACACAUACAUUAUGGACAAAGGCUUCAAAGAUUACAUGAAAGAAUCCGUGUGCAGCUCUAGCACUUGUUCCUUGAAUAGCAGUGAAAACCCUUAUGCCACAAUUAAGGACCCACCCAUCCUCACCUGCAAGCUUCCAGAAAGCAGCUAUGUAGAAAUGAAGUCGCCUGUGCACAGGGCGUCUCCGUACACAGAUGUGCCAUCCUUGUCGACAUCUAAUAAAAAUAUAUAUGAAGUUGAGCCCACAGUCAGUGUGGUCCAAGAAGGCCGUGGUCCUAACUCCAGCUAUAUCCAGAAUCCAUACGACCUACCUAGGAACAGCCACAUUCCUGGUCAUUAUGACCUCCUCCCAGAAAGACAGAGCCCUGCCAAUGAGCCCUCCCAGGACAAGCAGUCUUAAGAGGGAUAAGCUUCUCUCUUGCAAUGUGCUCUGCUGAACAUUCUCUGACUCUCUGAAAGAAGACAAUCCCCUGACUUGAAAUAAUGGUACAGACUGACUCCAGCUGCGUGUUAGUUAUUACUUUCACCUGGAACUAAAGAAGAGCUUCCAAGUGGGACUGGGGUAAUUGCUCAAAAGGUCUGUUUGCAAAGGUAAAUCCUAUCACCCACCCAACUCCAAAUUACCUGGAUUACAUGAUCUUUUAAAACAUUUAGGAAAAAGCUAUUCAUCAACAUGAACUAAAUAUAGCUAACUAUAUUUAUUUAUGUAUUUAACUAUCUGAAACAUGAUGCUUAAAAAGCAUGUAGAAUAGGUUUUACAAACCUUCCUAGGGGGAAAGUAGGACUGGGGAGGGGAAAGGAUUAAUUUAAAUUACCUGAAAUGUAUAUGUACUUUUGGUUGCUGUUACCAUCAACAUGUUUGAUUACCUAAGAUCAUUAGUACAUAGACAAAAACUGUGCUAAUAUCAAACCUAAAGUACCUGUACAUAUAUGCCUGGUCUAUCAAAUUACAAUGGCCAAGGUUACAUUACAGUUUACUAUGUAGUCUAAUGCUAACAACUUCAAUUUUUUAAAGUAAGACUUAAAUAAGUACAAAUUAACUUUCCCUCUUCUGCCCCUGCUGGUAGGUAGAACAAGGAAAAAGAGUUUUCAAAGCUCAACAGCUUUUCAGUCUACGACAAUAUUUCUGGCCAGUUUUUACCAAAUCUUGCCAAUUCAAAAUUCCAGAAUAUUGCAAGUCAGCCCUGGCCUUUUCAUAUCUUCUUGGUCCACCCAACACCCAAGUCAUUCCAUGGGAAAUAAAACUCAGGUGAUGCUUUAAGCAAGCAGUCACAGGCUGAUAAGAAUUAAGUAUCCCCAAAAAUGGGUAUUUGGCCUCUCAUCAAAUUUAUUUGGUUGGCAUUCCUUGACUCAGAAGAGUACUUGCUUUCAAGCAUUUCUUCAUAAUCUUGAGCUUGAUAUAGAGAAAAUUAGACAAAAGAGGAUAUGUCAAGUUAAAAUUGCUUGAAGUACAUUAUGCUUUUUGAUGGAACUAAAUUGAAAUGAUCAAAGAAAGAAUGGACUGUAAUCGGUUGCCGUAACUUGAUGUAAAAACUUUAUAGUAAACAGCACAUAAGGACAUGAAGUACUUCUACCUUAAACCCACCACCUGCUAAGAUGGCCAAAACUGAAUUACAAUGAGCUAACGCUCCAGAUCCCAGUAUUCAGACAUGUCUGUACCUUCCAUUACUAAUGAGCAUAGAAAAACUGGGGCUCAGAUGAGUCGAAAUGGAGUCAGCUCCCAAGCCCUAAAGUGGACCUCCUCACAAGAAUUAAAGACUGAAAGGGCAAACCAAGAAAACUAAUGGGCACCCCUAUACCACUCUAUUCUCUAAUAACAGUUCAGCCAGUAUAAAUACUUCCAAAAGGUAUACAGAAGAGGAACUAUAUGACUGCAAAGCUGGAACAGUUGCUACAGGAAAUGUGGGAGUUCCGAAGCCCUUGAUACAAAUUGGAAGUCUGCCAUGGAACCCAUUAGUUUGGGCAAUAACCAGCAAAAGCAAGGGGGAAAAAAAUGAGUAAGCCCCUCCUCCCCCAUUUCACCAAGGCUUAAGCAAAUGCUGUUAGGGGAAAAUAUCUAAUACUUAACAUGAAUGCUGCAUGUCUGCAUGGGAGCAAGUGAUCAGCAAAUUUACUUCCCAAAAACAGCCUUAUUAAAUAUAAAUACUAGAAAAUACUUUGUAGACUCAAGUAAAAUAUUUCUCAUAUAUAUGUAGAAAGAAAGAUAAGAGACUUACCUCAGUAUUUCAGGGCAGCAAGUGCUCAAUUACCUUUGUGAAGCAAAGACCAAGAAUCAUGGUGAAGUCAGAUCAGCAAGGAGAAACUUCAUCUCAAUCCCAGGUUUUAUCUUCUUCCCUUACCCUGCAUGUACAGUAACUGCUGCCUGGCAAACUGCAAACAAGCACCAUCACUCAAGUUUCAAGUUUCACCUCUUUUUGGCCAACUAUCUUCUGGGCAAAUUUCAACAAGAGGUGGCAUGGUGAAAUUGCUAAAGCACUGGGUCAAGAGAUUUGAGUGUUACUUGCCCUCUUUGGGCUCUUUUUCCCCCGUGUGUAAAAAAAGGAAGAAGCAAGAGGGGUAAGGGAGCCCUAAAACCCUUCAGUUCUAGCAUUCUAAUUUUUAAGGAGAUGUACCACAAAUUAAAUCAGGACCACAAGAAAAGGGAAAGACAGAGGGUGUGAUUACUUGGUGACAAUGGUUGUCUUCACAUAUCUAUGAAUUACUAAUAAAGACAUUUCCAUCUUAUAGAACUGUUAGGAACUUCUGUCUAGCACUGUCACAAAUAAGUUCAUGGUCAACCUAAACAUGUGCACUGUGCAUUUUAUUGACAACUUGGAAAGAUCUGUUGAAGUAUUUUACAGAAACUAUGUUUUCACUCAAGUAAAGUGAUGUGCAUAUAAUUCAAAUGAAUAAAGAAAACACAAUGAUUGUACAAUAGCAUAGGUGAGACUGAAAUGGCAAUACAUUUUUUAAACAACCCAGAUUUGUGAUAUAUUUGUUCACUGUUCAGAGGGAUCAUACCUUGUUCAAAAUAAAAUUAAUUUCUCAAACUAA
This is a messenger RNA of Miniopterus natalensis, 6102 nucleotides long. The record is from RefSeq and is a predicted model, not a curated record. Lineage: Eukaryota; Metazoa; Chordata; Mammalia; Chiroptera; Miniopteridae.